AAACCACAAACAGCACUGCACAUCGAGCUGCCACCUCAUUUGUGUGUGUAGCGAGGCAUGAUGUGGAUUUUACUGAUGCUUGUCACGUUUUUGUCCUCUGUCACCUGGGCUCAUGCACAUAACUGUGAGACUGUCAUCAGUGAUUGUCAAGAAAAUGAUUCCUGGACAAGGUGCUUUGAAGACAGAAUAGGGAGCUGCAGACAAAGACUACGCAAGCUUGAUUUCUUUCGUACUAAUGUGAAAUCGUCUGAAGUGGCUGAGGUGGGAAUUAUUGGUCACAGUGUUCACAUCCCAUCGUCAGCCCUUCAGAUGAGCCGAGGCCAUGCGUCUGAAGAGGAGGUACUGCUGGUGGUCACACUGGUCAACAGCACUUACUUUAAGCCAACUCGUCCUCGUGGAAGAGGUAGAAAGAUCGAACCACCCCCACCUGCCCAAUCUGGAUUUAUUCUGAGGGAAACAGUGUUAGUGGUGAGGGCAGGGAACAUCCCAGUGAAAAACCUAUCACAACCAGUUAAACUGAUCUUCAAACACAACAAGCUGGUGCCGAAUGGGGUCUGUGUCUUUUGGCAGGAGUCAGAGGGUGUACCAAGUAACUGGAGCACGGAGGGCUGUGACACUACCAUUGUCGGAACUGACUACAUUUGUAGCUGCAACCAUCUGAGCUUUUUUGCAGUGCUUGUGAACCCCAUUUUAACAGUGGAUACAAGAAGUGCUGAGAAAAUUAGCUAUAUCAACUACAUUGGAUCAGCACUUUCUGUGUUCUUCACAGCUGUCACCUUGAUCAUCUACAUAUUCUUACAGCGACGGCGUCCAGAGAAGGCCAUUGGUGUGCACAUCCAGCUGACGUUAGCACUCUUCUGCCUUCAUCUCAUCUACCUGCUGUCCAGCCUGACAGUGACUGAAGAUGGUCGGAUUUGCAAGGCCCUGGGGCUCGUGUUGCACUGGUCUCUGCUUGCCACCUUCACCUGGACAGUUCUGGAGGGAUUCCACCUCUACCUCCUCCUGGUCCGAGUCUUUAACAUCUACGUCCGAAGAUACCUGCUCAAACUCAGCCUGGUGGGAUGGGGUAUUCCUACGCUGGUCGUGACGGUGUGUGGGAUUUUAGGAGUUUAUGGUAGAUUCACUGUAAACCUGAGUGAUGAUAACACACCAUCCCAGAAGUCCAGUCCAGAUUUAAUAGGACAGAUAUGCUGGGUAAGCAGCCAGUUCCCACAGAAGCUCCUAGUCAUCUUCAUCACGGCUGUAGCCUUCCCAUGCCUGGUGAUUCUAUAUAACUCUUGCAUGCUGGGAGUGGUGUUGUUCAAGAUGUGGGGGUUAAGAAAGGGUGAUGGGGCCUUUGGAGGUGACAGCAGCUGGAAGAAGAUAGACAAACAGAGACGGAGCAGAUUAUGGAAGGAUGCCACGACAGUGCUGGGCCUCAGCUGUGUGCUAGGGUUACCGUGGGGGUUAGCCGCCACAACUUAUUUCAGCUCCAACAUCCUUCCUGGCGUGUACAUCUUCACUGUACUGAACUCCCUACAGGGUGUUUUUAUGUUCCUGUGGUGUCUCGCCUUGAGCUGUAAAUCACAAUCUAACAAUAACUCUUCAGUCAGGGACCCCUCCUCUCAGAGAAUGAUGGAUACCAGUUUUUAAUAACUGAUACUCAAAGCUAGAACAAGUAUAUUAUCCAUUGCCUAUAUUAGGUGUUUACAGUCCAUUAGCCCCAAUCAUGUACAAAUCUGACAGUUUUAUUUGGUGAUUUUUUAUUUUUUUACUGCCUCUUUAAAUAAAGAUUAUCAUACACAAUGAA
Messenger RNA from Sphaeramia orbicularis (orbiculate cardinalfish), 1789 nucleotides. RefSeq names its product adhesion G protein-coupled receptor G3 (gene adgrg3). Gene Ontology annotation, cellular component: plasma membrane. The transcript is spliced from 12 exons. Gene Ontology annotation, molecular function: G protein-coupled receptor activity. The record is from RefSeq and is a predicted model, not a curated record. NCBI's taxonomy places the organism in Eukaryota, Metazoa, Chordata, Actinopteri, Kurtiformes, Apogonidae. Bases 58 to 1632 code for a protein of 524 amino acids. Gene Ontology annotation, biological process: adenylate cyclase-activating G protein-coupled receptor signaling pathway; cell surface receptor signaling pathway.